Messenger RNA from Frieseomelitta varia, 1681 nucleotides. RefSeq lists its product as uncharacterized. The transcript has 9 exons. Bases 365 to 1387 code for a protein of 340 amino acids. Lineage: Eukaryota; Metazoa; Arthropoda; Insecta; Hymenoptera; Apidae. The record is from RefSeq and is a predicted model, not a curated record.
AUGAAUGAUCUUCGCGUUUUUUUUUUUAAGAAAAGGUAACCGUAUCUUAAGUGCAAUAUAAAUUAGAAAUAUCACGUACGUACUUUAUAUCACAGACAUAUGUGUGUACUGUAACAGAGAAACAUAUUGUAAUCGCACAAGAAACUAGAACAUUUCCAACAGUGAAUGCCUGACAUUCCUACGAUCGAGAAGGAUCUGCGGAAAGUAAACAAACCAACCGAGCGUAGGAAAUGAAAAGUUAAGGAGUAGAAAGUGUUUUAAAUACAGUGGCUCGUGAAAGUAUCCGAAAAUACUUGAGACUUAACUUGAAAAAAAGGACAGCGAUUUAUUGCAGUAAUAUCAGUGCCGUGAGAUUGGUAAUACAAUGACGUAUAAAAAACACAUCAAUGACGCUCAGCCUUCGACGGUUGAUGAGCACUUCCAACUGAUCUUGGACGACAGAGAAAUCAUUGAUUCUGAGUUCGUCGAAGUGACACCGGAUGAUUUACCUGACUGGUUCGAUGAAAAGUUAUUCAAAACCGGUCAAGAAUUUUAUGUCCGGAAUUUACUAGGAUUUGCAGCUGGACACAUAACAGGGCUUACAGCGAUAAUCGCCGUCCCAGAUAUAUUGGAGGUUCUCUUGUUUACUAAACGAAAUGCCACAUUCAAGUUAUCUUACAAGCGAUUCGCCGAAACGCUGUUGCUCAUGUACGCGCUCCUUCGCUCGGACAUAUUCGCCCCAAAUUCGAAAUGGUUCAAUGCGCUGAAUGUGAUUCGACGGAGACACGCGAACGUCAAUAAAAGGCGCGUUUCACGAGGUCUCCAUGGGAUAUACCAGAAGGACAUGGCCAUCACGCAAUUUGGUUUCUUAGGAUACAUAUUCGUAUGUCCUGAAAAAUUGGGACUCGCACGUAGUACGUACGAGGAGAUGAAAGGUUACAACCAUCUAUGGCAAGUCAUCGGUCACCUGUUGGACAUAGACGAUAGAAUAAACAUUUGUAGAAGAACUGUGGAAGAAACGACGGAACUAUGCAGGAGAAUCCAAACUGAAAUAAUAGCAAAACAUCUAAAAAAUCCACGCCCGGAAUUUCUACGGAUGACGACGAAUAUAGUGCACGGAUUGUGGUACAUCGAUUUUUCGAUCAAUGAGGAUUCUUUUCUGGUUCUCACGUACGAUCUGACGGGAAUAAAAUAUACAAAGCCUCUUAGCUGGUAUUCUUAUUUAAAUUUAAAAUAUCGUCAAACUACUAUGUGCUUAUUGAAUGUUCCACUUAUUGGUUGGCUGUUACGAUCGGCAUUUAAUUUAUUUCUAGGCCUAACCUACUGGAUUCUAGAAUAUUAUCCAAUUGUACCAAUCUUAGCAUUUGGGAAAAAGGAUGGACAAAUUGUUCUGUAUGAAAAAUCGUAGUAUAUAUUAAACAAUAAAAGUGUACAUGGGUAUCAUAAGAUGUAUAUGAGUAAAUGUACACAACUAAUGUCAUAUACAACUAACUCUGUAUUGGAAUUAUAAAUGAAAUAGGAUUUAAGUAGCUAUUAUUUGAUCACAAACAAGUAGUAUCUCGUAUGACAAGGCAUAUCUGUAUCUCGUCUGUGGUGCAGUUGUAAUCAGAAUCGAUAAUGUCGCAUGUGACAUGAAAAUGGUAAAGGAUCAGCUAACUUUCAAAAUAAUAUGACAAGAAAAAGAAUCGUAUUUUAUUUCUUA